Molecule: messenger RNA, 1065 nt
Organism: Cylicocyclus nassatus
Lineage: Eukaryota; Metazoa; Nematoda; Chromadorea; Rhabditida; Strongylidae
Source: the annotation of a GenBank genome assembly
UCCUGCUAUGCCAGUGUCAUCGUCCAAAUAAUAGAACAUCAACAGAAACUUAUUUAAUUCAACUUUCUCCUAUUUACUAAAGCUAUCUCGCGAGCAUCAUUGAAUGGAAGGAAGGCGAAUUUUAAUGAUAAGACUCUCCUACUGUGUUCCAUCACUGACACUAUACGUCUUCGUUUUAGUGGCUCUAAUAAAGGAGAGAAGAUCAGUUGCAUUUUCAGCAAAAUAUUUCUAUUCCCUGCUCAUUGCGCAAGCAAUAUUCAAUAUAUCGACGUUUAUGAAUUUUUUCUACAUAAACCUAGCUGGAAGCAUUAGUAUCAAAAGUUGGUUGAGCGUACUCUACAUAAAUGUUCCAACGUUUAUUAUAACAGUGGCCAGUACUAUCACUUUCCACGCAGUGUUUGUGCAAACAUACAUGACUUUCUUCGUAUCUCUACAUCGAAUGACGCUCAUCACACAUCCGACUGCACAUUGGAAGUAUUUGCUUUCUGCAAGUAUUUUGAUAACCUUGCUCACUCCUCUGAUAUCUACAUAUAAGCUGAUCAUCGGAGAAUGUUACUUUGCGGUGAAUACUGCCACGGAGUCUUUGGUCUUAACCUUGGACCGCAACGUAGUGCAGGUCGUCAUGAAAGAACUCAAAGCAGAGAGAAAUAUGCUCAUAUUAGCCAUUCUUGAUUUCUUUGUGGAAUCGGUGGUCUUUGGUUUGUAUGCUGUGAUGUUUUACAACCUUACAUCAUUUGCACUUUUAUCCAUACUGAUCCCUCACUCCUUGGAUAUCCUCAUCUUCUCAAACGCAUAUUUGCUUAUGAUCUUGAACAAACGGAUUCGACAUCGCGUUUUUGGUUUUAUGAAUUGUUCAGGAACAUUGCAAAACAAUGUUGCAGCUCAGUCAUCUACUGCGUGCAAUUUCCGAGGAGUGCAUAUCACCCAUUACUAACUCCGCUCAUGAGCCAAACGUCGCUCUAAGCUGUCUAGAAUGAGACGCUUACUGUAUAUAUUUCAAACAAAAGAUGCUGUACUUUGUUACAAAGCUUGUAAUAUACUUUCUCGACUUUAUCGAAUAACUGC